Westerdykella ornata is the source of this 1650-nucleotide messenger RNA. RefSeq names its product tubulin-domain-containing protein. Lineage: Eukaryota; Fungi; Ascomycota; Dothideomycetes; Pleosporales; Sporormiaceae. The transcript is spliced from 8 exons. The record is from RefSeq and is a predicted model, not a curated record. Gene Ontology annotation, cellular component: cytoplasm; microtubule. Bases 108 to 1460 code for a protein of 450 amino acids. Gene Ontology annotation, biological process: mitotic cell cycle; microtubule cytoskeleton organization. Gene Ontology annotation, molecular function: structural constituent of cytoskeleton; GTP binding.
GUCCUCACCGCUCGUUGCACGACGGACAGUUCCCAACAACACUCCUACCCCUUGAGGUCGAUUGCUUUUGUCCAGUCUGUUCGAUACAGCGCCAGAAUUGAUCCACCAUGAGAGGAGAGAUCUGCCACCUCCAUAUCGGCCAGGCCGGUACCCAGUUGGGUAACAGCGCCUGGGAGCUAUAUCUCCUUGAGCACGGCCUCAAGGCGGAUGGUCGCCCUGACCCGGAUGCGAAGGACGCUUCGGAGGGAGGCUCGUUCGAGACGUUUUUCACCGAGACUGGCAGCGGAAAAUACGUGCCCCGUUCCAUCUUCGUCGAUUUGGACCCGUCGCCCAUUGACGAGAUCCGAACCGGCACGUAUCGCCAGCUGUUCCACCCUGAGCUGUUGAUCAGCGGCAAGGAAGAUGCCGCAAACAACUAUGCCCGUGGUCACUACACCAUCGGAAAGGAAAUGGUCGACAACGUUAUCGAGAAGAUCCGUCGCGUGGCUGACAACUGCUCCUCCCUCCAAGGUUUCCUCAUCUUCCAUUCAUUCGGUGGUGGAACUGGAUCUGGCUUUGGUGCCCUCCUCCUUGAGCGCCUCUCUACCGAUUAUGGCAAGAAGUGCAAGCUGGAGUUCGCAGUUUAUCCUGCCCCCAGAGUCUCUACCUCCGUUGUAGAGCCCUAUAACGCUGUCCUUUCUACGCAUAGCACUAUUGAGAACUCCGACUGCACCUUCCUCGUCGACAACGAGGCUGUCUACGAUAUCUGCCGUCGCAGUCUCGACAUUCCCCGCCCCAACUAUGAGCAUCUCAACCGCCUCAUUGCCCAGGUUGUCAGCUCUAUCACUUCCAGCUUGCGUUUCGACGGUGCCCUCAACGUCGACCUGAACGAGUUCCAGACCAACUUGGUCCCCUACCCGCGUAUCCACUACCCUCUGAUCAGCUACGCACCGGUUGUUUCAGCUAAGAAGAGCUCUCAUGAAAGCUUCAAAGUCAGCGAGCUGACCUUCCAAUGCUUCGAGCCGAACAACCAGAUGGUGGUCUGUGACCCACGCAACGGGAAGUACAUGGCUGUCGCCCUUCUGUACCGCGGCGACAUCGUCCCAAGAGACUGCAGUGCAGCAGCAGCAGCCCUCAAGGCCAAGUCAUCGUUCAAUCUUGUUGAGUGGUGCCCUACCGGCUUCAAGCUCGGUAUCAACUACACCAAGCCUGUCAGCGUUCCAGGCAGUGAACUUGCCUCGGUCGAUCGGAGCGUGGCCAUGCUUAGCAACACAACCGCCAUCGCCGAGGCUUGGUCCCGUCUUGACCACAAGUUUGAUCUCAUGUACUCGAAGCGUGCCUUCGUCCACUGGUACGUUGGUGAGGGUAUGGAGGAGGGCGAAUUCUCGGAGGCUCGCGAGGAUCUCGCUGCUCUCGAGAAGGACUAUGAAGAGGUUGCCAGCGACUCUCUUGAAGAGGGCAUGGAAGAGGGCGAGUACUAAGCGUGAUACCCUUCCAUUAAGGAGCGUUUGUGAGGCAUAGUUGGCUUUGGUUCGCAACCGAGCAGGCCAUCGUUUUGUGUGUAGCGGUUGCACCAAAGUUGAGAGUCAGAUUGUCGUCUAUAUACAUUACUAGAAGGCUUACGGAGCGACUUGAUUGUGUUCUCACCUUGUACUACCGUGGCAAGGAGGG